This is a messenger RNA of Symbiodinium necroappetens, 498 nucleotides long. The record is from the annotation of a GenBank genome assembly. Lineage: Eukaryota; Dinophyceae; Suessiales; Symbiodiniaceae.
AUGGAAGCCUCGGCGGAACUUCGAGAGAAGCUUGCCAGACAGGCGCUGCGAGCUGAAGGUGCAGUCCCCUUUGGGGACGAGUCGCGGUUCUCGCACCGAACAUCCUGGGGCAAGCUCGAGCAUACUGGCCUGGUUCGCGGCCGAAUAGCAACAUUCGAUCGCAGGCGAACCGCUGAUGAUUGGACCCUCGGCAGAUCGCGGCGUCGCACUCGAAGCGAAGACGUAGCGGAGUCACGAGGAGGCGAACUCCCGACAGCCGACACUCGGGUGAGGCGCUCGCUGACGCAUACGCCUGCCGCUUCGUCGUCAGGCUUUGACUGCCAGGAGGCGGGAGCACGUCCCCUACGCGCUGCCAGCGCGGACUCUGUGCUGAGGUUUCCCGGAGGCCAGCGAGGCCAAGAUCUUGCAAGCUUGGACCGAGACGCGAUCAAGGUCGUCCUGACAAAGGGCCUGCAAGUGAAGACCCGAGUCCAGGACCCGUUGCCUGAAGAGAACUGA